This is a messenger RNA of Colletotrichum chrysophilum, 795 nucleotides long. RefSeq lists its product as uncharacterized. Bases 1 to 795 code for a protein of 264 amino acids. NCBI's taxonomy places the organism in Eukaryota, Fungi, Ascomycota, Sordariomycetes, Glomerellales, Glomerellaceae. The record is from RefSeq and is a predicted model, not a curated record. The transcript has a single exon.
AUGAAAGCCGCGCAGCUGGACUUUCAGGAGCACGUGUCAAUGAAGAACAAGAUAUUCCCCGAGAUAGCCCGGUUUAUGCUGCUCUAUUCAGAAGCAGUUGAGCUUCUGAACCAGACACGGAGUGAAGAGCAGGCUGACGUCUCCACUUCUUCAAAUGAAUCAUCUCAAAGAUCCAAGUUGGAAAAGGUCAGAGAUCAGAUCAUGAACUUGUACCCUUCCCUUCCUCCAGAUCUGGCUUUUAGCAUCGACAACUACAAAGCUGCCAGCCUGUGUAGGCAGGCGGGACAGUUCUUGAUGCUUCAUGUCUACUUUUACACUUUCACAAUCCUCCUGUCGAGAAAGCAUUCACCAGAAGGUACGGGUAACUCACCCCAGCCACAGGCGGUGUUGGUGGCAUGCCAAAAGAUUGUUCAAAUGCUCAACACUGCUGAGCUCAUCGACAAAACCGGGUAUCUUUCUGUUCCGUUCAUCAAUCAGGGCUUGUUCGUCGCGGCAUCUACAAUCCUGGAGGAACAGCAGUCUAACCAGAAUCGGCCCCAAGACUUGUUUUCUCUGGUUAGUAGCACAGAUGUUGAAUAUCUCUGCAAAAAGCUGCAGGAGAUGUCUCACUACUUCAGGGGCACCGGUGUGACCCUUGCGGCGCUGGAACGCAAGAGACGAGAGGUCGCGGCCAAAACCACAAGAGGCAACCACUCAAGCGAGGAUGAAGAUUUGGACGAAGAAAAGAAUGAGGUUGUUCAGUUGAGCGAUGGUGGCAUUGUAAACCGAUACUCGAUACCGGAAGAAGGAAGCUAA